Messenger RNA from Staurois parvus, 353 nucleotides. Lineage: Eukaryota; Metazoa; Chordata; Amphibia; Anura; Ranidae. The record is from the annotation of a GenBank genome assembly.
GAUCAAUGGAAAGAGCCGAAGACAUCGGCUCGGUCAUGUGAUCAGCUGUGUACAAUCACAGCUGAUCGCAUGGGACAUGUACACUGAUCAUCAGGGCACUGAUGAUCAGUGUGCCCUGAUGAUCAGUGUAGCCCCAGCAGUGCCACCUGUCAGUGUCCAUCAAUGCCAGCUGUCAGUGCUCAUCAAUGCCACCUGCCAGUGCCCAUCAGUGCCACAUCAAUGCCGCAUAUCAGUGCCUACCAGUGCACAUAAAUGCCACAUAUCAGUGCCCAUCUGAGCUUCCUUUCAGUGCCACCUAUCAAUGCCAGUCAGUGCCAACUAUAAGUGCUGCCAAUCAGUACCACCUAUCAGUG